This is a messenger RNA of Drosophila kikkawai, 376 nucleotides long. Its product is annotated as U6 snRNA-associated Sm-like protein LSm6. Gene Ontology annotation, biological process: mRNA splicing, via spliceosome; maturation of SSU-rRNA. Gene Ontology annotation, molecular function: RNA binding. Lineage: Eukaryota; Metazoa; Arthropoda; Insecta; Diptera; Drosophilidae. The record is from RefSeq and is a predicted model, not a curated record. Gene Ontology annotation, cellular component: nucleolus; U4/U6 x U5 tri-snRNP complex; sno(s)RNA-containing ribonucleoprotein complex.
UUGAUAUUUCGAUAUAUUGUCAACAACCCUACAAAAUUAUUAAAAUUCUCGAAACGCUUGAAAAUAACAAGAUUUCCCCGCAAAUAUGUCUCGCAAGGAAGCCCUCUCACAGUUCAUCAACCAAAUUCACGGCCGCCCCGUUGCCGUCAAGCUGAACAACGGCGUGGACUACCGAGGUGUCUUGGCGUGCCUGGACGGCUACAUGAACAUUUGCCUGGAGCAGACGGAGGAGUAUGUCAACGGGCAGCUGAAGAACAAAUACGGCGACGCCUUCAUCCGCGGCAACAAUGUGUUGUACAUCUCCACGCAGAAGCGGCGAGUCUGAAGUCCUAGAGCUUAAGUUUUUACCCUAAAAAUACAACAGUUUCCACAAAAA